GGGGGUCGUUGGAAUAAUUUGCCACUGGUGGUUAAUUUUCUUCGCAGACACGUGACACUAGCCUAGCCAUGAAUAACUUCCGGUAUCCUACGACAUAGAAUAAAUUUCCAUUAUGGCUGGCGGUUGAGUGUGUAGAAAAGAAAUUCAGGCGUGUUUGUGAACGACUUUGAGGCACUCCUUGCUAGGAGAAAUCCUCACCAAUGGCAUUGAUAUAUCUACUAUCAAUUGUUCUCUUCUGGAGUCCUCGGAUCUAUAGUAUGACCAAGAACGAACGGGCUGAGAUGAGAGAAACAGUGAAAGACAUGUUUCACCAUGCCUAUGACUCAUACAUGACACAUGCCUAUCCAGCAGAUGAAUUAAUGCCAUUGAAUUGCAAAGGUCGUUACAGAGAUACUGAACCUUCGCGGGGUGAUGUAGAUGAUAUAUUAGGGAAUUUUUCUAUGACUUUGAUAGACUCAUUGGAUAGUUUAGUUAUUUUUGGAGAGGUUUUUAAAUUUGAGGAAGCUGUCAAAUUAGUAAUUGAUGAAGUUGUUUUUGACAGUGACAUUGUGGUAUCAACGUUUGAAACAAAUAUUCGUGUCCUCGGGGGUCUACUUGGAGGGCAUGUUGCAGCAGAUGUCUUAAAAAAUGAAGGUUUAGCCAUGGAUUGGUAUGACGAUGAGCUACUGGAUAUGGCAAAGGAUAUUGGAGAGAGAUUAAUGCCAGCAUUUAACACAACCACUGGUAUUCCAUAUCCCAAGGUGAAUUUAAAGUAUGGUGUAGCUGAUCCCAGAUCAAGGACUGGGACAGAAUCUGCAACCUGUACAGCUUGUGCUGGAACAAUGAUAAUGGAGUUUGGUGCUUUAAGUCGUUUGACUGGAGAUCCAAAGUUUGAGGCUGUUGCUCAUAAGGCAAUGAAAGCCCUAUGGACAUAUCGCAGUAGAUCCAGUGAUCUCGUUGGCACAGUUAUCAACAUACACAAUGGAGAGUGGGUUAGACGAGAUAGCGGAGUUGGUGCUGGCAUUGACUCUUACUAUGAGUACUGUCUUAAAGCUUACAUUCUCCUUGGGGAGGAAGAUUACCUACAAAGAUUUAAUCAGCAUUACAAGGCGGUGAUGCGUUAUAUCAACAGAGAUUCAUUUUUCCUUAAUGUGCACAUGAACAAUCCAAGCAAACGUUCAGUUGCGUACAUGGAUUCUUUGCAGGCAUUUUGGCCUGGUUUACAGGUGUUGAAGGGAGAUAUAAAGUCUGCCAUAGAACUUCAUGAAGUGUUUUACAGUGUUGCAAAAAGACACACCUUUUUACCAGAGGCAUUCACAACAAACUUUGAAGUUCACUGGGGUCAACAUUUCUUGCGUCCAGAGCUGGUUGAAAGCACAUACUUCCUGCACGAGGCAACGAAAGAUCCCUAUUAUUUAGAAGUCGGCAAAUAUAUCGUGGGAAAUUUAAAUAAAUAUACUAGGGUUCCCUGUGGUUUUGCUGCCGUGAAAGACGUACGGAUAAUGAGUCAUGAAAACAGAAUGGAUUCCUUCCUACUAUCUGAAACUCUGAAGUAUUUGUACUUAUUGUUCACUGAUAAAGAAGAUUUGUUGAUUAAUUUACACGACUUUGUAUUCACGACAGAGGCUCACAUACUGCCUCUUGCCUUGUCAAACUGGAACGGUUCCUCUAGCCAGACGAAUGUUUAUGAAAGUGAUAAUCUGCAUGAUCACUCGUGUCCAAGGACUGCUAGAGAUGGCAGUAUGAUGUCGUUUGCUGAGAAGAUACGAAGAAAGAGCCGUCAAUCAAAAACUGACGGCAGCUGUCCAAAAACAAAAGAAAAACAGUCUUUUGUUAAGAGUAAAAGCUCCGCCCCUCUACUCCGAGCUGAGCAGUUCAUCCCGGGAAAUAAAGAUCACCUGCUGAUAUUGAAGGCUAUGGGGAUAUCUGUGACAAAAACCGACGAUGGAAAAGUACAGCUAAUGCAAGAUGCAAACUCGGCUGACAACGCUGAGAUGGCGGGCGAAGGUGUAACAUUCAUGCAGUCCAUGAUAGAAUUGGCGAAGUUCCGUAGCAACGAUGCAGAGUACCUUCCACGUGUCGUUCAAAUACUCUCAGCUCCCUACAAUGGCAACAUAGUUCUGAAUGCUGGACCAGCUCAGUUCGGUAUAGACCUGGGGAAGACAGGGAUGGGAGUUAGUGCCGAGGUCAUCCUGGCGGAUCCGUUUAAAGGAUGUACUGAGUUGAAUAAUAAAGUAGCUGUUGAUCAUAGGAUAGUAGUUAUGGAAAGAGGAGAGUGUAUGUUUAUAGACAAGGUACGAGUAGCUGAGAGCCUCGGUGCAGUUGGCACUAUUAUAAUAGACAACAAUGAAGGAAGUUCAAGCGAGAGCCAGCCGAUGUUUGCAAUGAGCGGAGAUGGAAGCAGUGGAAAUAUUAAUAUCCCUGCUGUAUUUCUAUUCCAUAGCGAAGGCCAGGUCUUACAAAAAUCGAUGCAGAUUGUUAGUAUAAAUAGCGGAGAGAAUCUCCGAGUUCGCCUCGCAGAUAAGGCUUUGAAAAAAGAUGCAAAUAAAGAGGGAACGGUAACCUCCUCUCGUCCCGCUCAAAAUAUAGAACCCGAAGUAAAAACGGAAUCAACGUCUCAUUUUCAAGAGGAAAAACAUGAAAAGGGUUCAGGGAAACUAGAGAGUCUUGAACACGAUGUAAACAAACUUAUCGAGGUUAUGAAAAAGGUCGUAAAGCAACCGGGAUUUGAAUUCCUUACUGGUCAGUCAGCAUCCCUGAAGAUGGGGGAUAUCAAUACCGCUGACAAACGUGAACGUUUACUCUAUGACGCCAUGAUGGAAAACUGGCAGGAAAAGGGGCGAGCGGGGGAGACGCAAAGUGGGGGUUUGGAUGAAGUUGUGGUGAAGCUUAAAGGUGGGCUUUUUGCUAUUAAAGCAAAGAAGGCGGAUGGGAAUAAGAUGGAGUGCAGGUCAAUUCCUGAAGACACUAAAGAAAGCUGCAAAUCACCUAAAAUAAGAGAGGAAUUUCUAAAGACUGUAGCGAGACGUGGUGAUGAUAGUGAGAUUAUUGUCGUAGGCAGCGUGGACGAUGAAAAAUUGUCUGGUGAGGAAAGCAACUCGCGCAUGGAUAUUGUCGAAAAAAUGGUUCGCCUUGAUGGGUCUUUGAGCGACCCAUCGGACGAUUACUUACAUACCACAGAAACAAACAGCAGGUUUGUUGAGAAAACAAUAGAAGUACCGGAUAACACUAAAGUACCCAAGCGUAAGCCGAAAAUGAUUCGUGCUGCUGACGGUGACACUGUCGUUUUUACGGAUUGUGAUCCUGAUGAAACUCCCGUUGGAGUUAAUGAAGGUGAAAACAUCCUUCAAGUUAAUAUUGAUAAUACAGGCCAUAGUGAACCUGAGAACAGCGAAAACAACGAGCAUGUUCUAGUACCUAAAUCUGUCAGCGUCGAUGAUGCUACAGAUGGAAAGACUAAAGAAAUUAAAACACUCACAGGUGAGGAUGCUGCUCAUGAAAGGACGUUUGAUCAAGAAGAAUCGACUCAUGAUACCAAUAAAGUAGAAAUAGAGUCGGCAGAGGGUGAAGAUAGUGACAGGCAUAGGGCAGGAGACAACGUUAGCGACGAAGAAAGCCAUGUGAGAGAUACUGAUGACGAGGGAAAACAGGUAACAGAAGGAGAAAAAGAGAGAGAAAGUGAUACUUUAGCUAUGAAUACAGGCAAAGAUUUUGAGGUGAACUCUGUGAAGGCAGGUGGCCAAGAAAAACAGGGUUUUACCCAAGAUACUUUUGAGGAAGUAUUUUCACCAAAUCUUGAUGAGAGGACUAGAAUCGUAGAAGAAAAUAGUAAAGUUAACCACGAUAGCGCAAUAGACCUCAAUAUUGAAAAUCAUUCAGACAAUUCAGAGUCGGUGGAAAUAAACGCGGACAACAAACAUAUUGCCGGUGAACCACCAGAGGAAUAAUAUAUUAAUACGUUAUUUACGAUG
This is a messenger RNA of Dendronephthya gigantea, 3950 nucleotides long. Its product is annotated as ER degradation-enhancing alpha-mannosidase-like protein 3. Gene Ontology annotation, molecular function: mannosyl-oligosaccharide 1,2-alpha-mannosidase activity; calcium ion binding. The transcript is spliced from 20 exons. Lineage: Eukaryota; Metazoa; Cnidaria; Anthozoa; Malacalcyonacea; Nephtheidae. Gene Ontology annotation, cellular component: endoplasmic reticulum; membrane. Bases 201 to 3926 code for a protein of 1241 amino acids. The record is from RefSeq and is a predicted model, not a curated record. Gene Ontology annotation, biological process: mannose trimming involved in glycoprotein ERAD pathway; endoplasmic reticulum mannose trimming; carbohydrate metabolic process.